This is a messenger RNA of Sycon ciliatum, 1455 nucleotides long. RefSeq names its product L-aspartate oxidase-like. Lineage: Eukaryota; Metazoa; Porifera; Calcarea; Leucosolenida; Sycettidae. The transcript has a single exon. Gene Ontology annotation, molecular function: L-aspartate oxidase activity. Bases 1 to 1455 code for a protein of 484 amino acids. Gene Ontology annotation, biological process: NAD+ biosynthetic process. The record is from RefSeq and is a predicted model, not a curated record.
AUGCCCGAUGUAUUGGCUGCCGGAGCCGGCGUGUGCCGUGCAGAGGCCGUCGAGGUGGUGUGCCGAGAGGGAGGUACGCGUCUCGGACAACUUUUCGGAGAGGAUCCUCCAAUCCCCUUCCAAAAAACGGGUGAUGGUUCGUGGGACUUAGGACUCGAAGGUGGGCACUCGAUUCGCCGCAUUUUAUACCAUGGCGAUACCACGGGAAAUGCCAUGCUGACGGCCUUUCAUACCUGGAUAUCCCGGGAGCCCCGGAUUGAUGUCCAAACGGAUACUAUGGCCUUAGAUCUGAUAACCCGCCACCAUAAUACGGCCGACCCCCGUAAUGUAUACGAGCCGAAUGCGGGACUGGGAGCCUAUCUGUUCCGGUACUCCGAUGGGACUAUGGAUACCGUGCGCGCGGCUUAUACCGUGUUGGCAACCGGCGGGUGUGGGCAGAUAUACCAGUAUACGUCGAACCCGCCCAUUGCUACUGGUGACGGGCUGGCUAUGGCAAUACGCGCGGGCAUCCCACUUAUUAACAUGGAGUAUACCCAGUUUCAUCCGACGGUUUUGCAUCAUCGUGAUUACGGUGGCUUUCUGAUCAGCGAAGCGGUCCGAGGAGAAGGCGCUGUGCUUCGCGAUUACGAUGGCCAGAAAAUUAUGACAUCAAAAGUACAUCCGCAACAGGACUUGGCGCCUCGCGACACGGUCACACGAGAGAUACUGCGCAGUAUGGCCCGCUGCGCCGCCCCAUGCGUAUUCCUAGACGCCUGUCAUAUGAGCUCUGAAUUUUGGCAAAAUCGUUUUCCUGCUAUAUAUUCACUAUUGAAAAAAGCGAAUCUCGAUCCAUCUCAUGAAUGGAUACCCGUGGUGCCGGCGUUUCAUUUCCAUUGUGGAGGCAUCCCUGCCACCAUGGACGGCGAAAGCCCGUUGCACAACGUGUAUGCGAUCGGAGAGGCCAGUUGCACCGGCAUACAUGGAGCGAACCGCUUAGCGGGUAUGAGCCUUCUUGAGGGAGUUGUGUGUGGUCAGCGAUGCGCGGAGCAUAUCGCUCGUCGUCGAAAAGAUCGCGUCCCCGCCCCUGCCCAUAAAGACAUCCCGGUGCGAGACUGGGAGCCUUACCCUGGAGUGGAUAAGAUCGAAAGGACUUGGCUGGAGCAGGAUUGGUCGACGCUGCGCCAGAUCAUGUGGAACUACGUUGGGCCCGUGCGUAGUCAGCGUCUGCUACAACGGGCCAUCCAUGAUUUGAGGUAUUUAUCGAGUCGUAUCGACGAUUUUUAUCAUAGCUACGCUAUUGAACGGUCGAUUAUUGAAUUGCGGAAUGCCGUAUCGGUUGGGUUGUCUAUUGCCCGUUCCGCAUACAUGCGUCGGGAGAGUUAUGGAUGCCACUAUCGGAGCGAUUUCCCCCCACCGGGGGACUCACAUCGGUCAUCGUCGACCCCUCCGCACCAGAAUGGCGCGGAGGCCCCUUAG